Molecule: messenger RNA, 1918 nt
Organism: Bombus terrestris (buff-tailed bumblebee)
Lineage: Eukaryota; Metazoa; Arthropoda; Insecta; Hymenoptera; Apidae
Product: E3 ubiquitin-protein ligase RNF25
Exons: 6
Coding region: 166-1215 (349 amino acids)
Biological process (GO): protein ubiquitination
Cellular component (GO): nucleus
Molecular function (GO): protein binding; ubiquitin protein ligase activity
Source: RefSeq, a predicted model, not a curated record
AAGCGAUCCAGUUGGUAGCAGUAAUAGUAGCAGAAGGCUUUCAAUAUUGACGCACAUUGACGCUUAUCAAGAAUCCUAUAAUCGCCGAAAACUGAAGAAAGAUCUGCUGUCAAAUUCGAAGUAAUUUUCACAAAAUAAAGUAUAUUAUUAUAUAUCUCAGGAACAAUGUCAGAGACCGUAAUAGAUGAAAGAGUAACUGACGAAAUUGAAGCACUAAAAGCGAUAUUGCUUGAUGAUGAAUUAAAUAUAAAAGAAAAUGACAGAGGUGAACCAGAAUGUAUUGAAACUGUGUUAUUUCCCUCAACUGGUGAAGAUUCACAGUCUCAAUAUGUUUGUGUAACACUAAUUGUUCAGUUACCUGUGGGAUAUCCUGAUAUAUCACCUACUAUUAGUCUCAGAAAUCCCAGAGGUUUAGAUGAAAAUACAGUGAGGCUUAUGCAAUCAGAUGCAGAAGCAAAAUGUAAGGAUUUCAUAGGUCAACCAGUUAUGUUUGAACUCAUUGAGUUAAUAAGAGAACACCUUACAAGAAGUAAUCUUCCAACGGAUCAGUGUGCCAUAUGUUUGUAUGGUUUUCGGGAAGGAGAUGAAUUUACAAAAACUGAAUGUUAUCAUUAUUUUCAUUCACAUUGUUUAGCAGCACAUGUUGCUGCUGCAGAACGAUAUUAUAGAGAAGAACAAGAAAAAUUGCCACAAUGGCAACAAGAUGCAACAAAUAAAUUCCAGGCCAUAUGCCCUGUCUGUAGAGAAUCCAUCAAUUGCGACGUAGAAAGCCUAUGGUCUGCUCCACCUCCAAUUGAUGUUGAAGCUGCCAUCGAUUUUUCAGUAACUGCAGAGCUGAGAGAAUUACAAAAACAAAUGGCAGCAUUAUUCUUAAGGCAACAACGGAGGGGUGGUAUAAUUGACUUAGAAGCCGAAGGUGUGAAAACAUUGGUUAGAACAGAAGAUGAGCCAGGUGCUACUACUGAAGGACCCAACCCUCCGGGAACCAGUUUAAAUGCAUAUUCAAAUCAAAAUAUGCAACCUGUUGAUCAUAUGCAAAUGUCACAAUCAAAACAGUCCUCACAGACACAAAAUCAUGCUCACUAUCAAUCAAGGCAACUACAUCAUAAUUACCAAGGUCAUAAUAACCAUGGCCAUCGAAACAGAGGUCGUGGACGAACUCAUUAUCGUCGUCAAUUUGACAGAGUUAGGCACACGGAAUCUACUCCCAGAUGACAAUGGGUUCGAGAUAAAUUAUUUACUGUCUGGUCUUCUAUUUUACUAAGUGUAUACAAUAAUAUGAACAGCAUUAGUAGCAUAAUUGUGUAUGUAUUAUAUAAUAACUGUUUAAUUUCAAAUCACUUUUACGUAUUAAAAUUAUAGGUUUCAUUGUUCAGCAACAUUCCCGUUAUAACGGUGUAUAAAAUGGGAUAUGUUGAGACUUCCAAUCCAUUGAGACUCCUGAAGCCAUGGUGCUCUUUUAAACGAUCUACAAUCGUACAAAAGUUAGUUCUUUUUUUAAAUAUAAAUAUGUAUACAGAGCUGUAAGUACUGUAGCAUAUUACAAACAAGCAAAAGAAAGAAAAGAUACCCAAUCAAAAUGUUAUACUAAAAAUAUUUUAUACCAGUCAUUUAAAAUUUAACAGUCUUGGAGUAAAAAAAUAACAUGUAUCACUUUCAAAUUAAUCAUUUUUACAUAAAUUUCACAACUUACAAUACUCAUUUCUAUGCAAAAAUUUAUUAAUAAUAUAGAUUGUACUAUAUAACAGAGCAGACAUGGAUCAGUGUUUAAAGAAAUACUUGUUCAUUCCUUUUAAAGGAAUCGAAAAUUUCACUUUUGCUCUAUGCAUAUAUUCAGAAGCAAUGUAAAUCUUUAGAAAAAGUAUGUAAUGCUAUUAUAUAUCAAGUUUAACAUGUGAAAUAUACCUUUCUCUCAAGA